This is a messenger RNA of Physella acuta, 1150 nucleotides long. RefSeq lists its product as uncharacterized. The record is from RefSeq and is a predicted model, not a curated record. NCBI's taxonomy places the organism in Eukaryota, Metazoa, Mollusca, Gastropoda, Physidae.
UACCUGCGUACUGUUAGAUCGAUCGACGUUUGAUUCUGUGCUGGCUAAACAUAGAUCCUUUGCUCAAAUUAUUCGUCAUAGCUAUACAUAGAAACAGUACCGUGAUUACCUUUAAAAGUUGACGCCUGUUGCAUCAUAAGCUGUUUCGGCGAUACGGGUUAUGCUAGGGUUUAUUUGUUUUAAUUGAAUAAAUUUGAAGAAGCAGAAAGUAAAUACUCUUGCUGUACGGCUGGCCUAAUACUACUAAUAUAGUUCUUAGUGAAACAUGGCGGGAAACAAACACAAAAUGGAAUUUGUUCCAAUGUCAAAAAUAAUGAAAACAACAACGUUUCGGGAUUUGAGGUGUUCUGACUGGGUAGCAACAGAAAAGAUUCAUGGAGCCAGUUUUCAGUUUUUCACAAACGAUGGUAUCAACAUCCACAUGGCAAGUCGCAGAAGGGUGCUUGACGGAGAAAAGUCUUUCCAAAAAUGUGACUUGGUAGAAUUCCAUAGUCGUUAUCAUGGACAUGUGAACCGACUUUUCUCUUUGAUCGGGGAAGACUCCCGAUGGACAGUAUACACAGAUAGAAGUAGAAGAAGUUGUGAUGCCGAUGAUGACAGGGACAAUGAUGGAGGUAACUUAAUCGGAGAAGGUGCGAAAUGUUGCGAGCUUAAGAUUAUUGGUAAGGUCAUUGAUGGAAAUAACGGAAUUGUGGAUUAUGUCACAACUGAUCAUCGAUUAGGUACUGAUGUAAUCUCCUCUGAACAUGACAUUUCAACAAAUGAGACACACGAUGACAUAGAGCUACGUGUAUAUGGCGAGUUGUACGGCGGUGGAGGAGUACACGAAAACGUGAGCUCAGCUCUUCAGAAAGAGAUUAUUUACAGCGACGAGUUUCGAUUUUACGUUUUCGCAAUUUCGAUCAACCGGAAGUGGUUAAACGUGACGGAGUUGAAUGACUUGUGCAAACAGGCGGGGUUUCCGUACUACGCUACUCCCGUCUGCGAGCCCAAGGCCACGGUGAAAGAGCUCGUCUGCUGGUUGACCGAAAGCGGCUUCAUGACAAGUAAGUCGAGGUUCACAGACAAGGAUGGUGAUGCGAACACGAGGCAUAAGAAGACAGGCACUCAACUGGAAUCUACAGGUGAUAAAAGAAAAGAGGCAGACUAA